Molecule: messenger RNA, 3394 nt
Organism: Harpegnathos saltator (Jerdon's jumping ant)
Lineage: Eukaryota; Metazoa; Arthropoda; Insecta; Hymenoptera; Formicidae
Product: piwi-like protein Siwi
Exons: 11
Coding region: 284-2983 (899 amino acids)
Molecular function (GO): protein binding; RNA binding
Source: RefSeq, a predicted model, not a curated record
CAUAGUUUGCAUGUCCGAGAUCGCGCAGCUGACCAAUACGCGUGCGCUUGAUGCCGUUUCUUAUUGAUGGAUGAUCACGUGAUACGCAGUCGUGGUUAUUUCUUACCAAUUAACAUGAAACAAUAUUGAAACUAACAUCCGCUGGUUAUUUGAUGUCCAACAGCUUCACUUCCAAUGUGUUGUGGAGAUAUUCAGAAUAAGUGACGGAAAAAGACAGGCAGUUCUUGCCUGAAGCUAUAUUAAAAUUUUAUUGAAGUCAUUUUGUAUCAGUACUUGAGACAAGAUGUCUGAAAGGGGAAGAGGAAGAAGCCGUGGGCGUGCAGUACCACAAAAACAACCACAGCAAACAUCUCAACAGCUUCCACAUGCCCAAUCAUCAAGCCAAGAAGUUCGUAGACCAGGGCAAACAGUACUGCCUCAGGCUGGCAGUUCUUCAAGUGGCCGUGGCGUGACACAACGUGUUGGUGCAAAAGGUGACAGUACUGCAGUCAUGCAGAUAGGUCGGGGUGUUGAGAAGAUGACACUUCAACCUGGUGCCAGUGGAGAUGCUGGUCCCAGUGGAAUUGCUGGACCCAGUGGAAUUGCUGGACCCAGUGGAAUUGCUGGUGGAGGUAAUGGUGUUGCAGUCGUUGUCACAGGAAGAGGAGCAUCCCGGGGUAAAAGAAUUGUAUCAGCGGAUAUCUUUGUCACGAAACCAAGCCAUAUAAUAAACAAGAAGGGAGUGACUGGCAGCCCUAUUUCGAUAAGAGCAAAUUAUUUCAAGUUUAUUAGUAAGACUGAUUGGUGCGUUUACCAAUAUCAUGUCGAUUUCGCACCUGAAGAAGAUCGCACUGCUGUACGUAAAGGUUUACUUAGACUUCAUCAAGAAAAAAUCGGUGCAUACAUUUUCGAUGGUACUGUAAUGUACACGAGCAAUCGAUUACCCGAGCAAAUGGAGCUUCUAUCAACUCGACAAUCGGAUAAUACGCAUAUAAGAAUUACUGUUCGUGUUGUUGGUAGCAUCAUGCAAGGAGAUCCCCAUUAUAUUCAAUUCUUCAAUAUAAUAAUGAGAAAGUGUUUGGGCUACCUAAGGCUUCAAUUAGUCGGUCGUAAUUAUUACGAUGCCAUGAAUAAAGUGACCUUGCCGGAACAUAAAUUGGAAUUGUGGCCAGGAUAUUUAACAUCCAUCCGACAACAUGAACGUGAUAUCUUAUUGUGCGCCGAGAUAACGAGUAAAAUUAUGCGUCAAGAAACAUUGCUUGACAUUCUGAAUGAUUGUUACAGGAAUGAUAGCCGCAACUACCGAGCACAAUUUUCUGCCAUGGUGAUAGGAACAGUAGUUCUUACCGCUUACAAUAACAAUACAUACCGUAUUGAGGAUGUGGAUUAUUCAGCAAACCCUCGAGCAACAUUUCCUAUGAAAGACGGCAGAAUGAUAACAUAUAUUGAAUAUUACCGCACCAAAUACGACAUCAGAAUUACUAAUGCUAGUCAGCCGAUGCUUCUAACAAGAAAUAGACCGAGAGAUCGACAAGCCGACAGAGGAGACCCAGUUUAUUUAGUGCCUGAAUUAUGUUGUGCGACAGGUUUGACUGAUGCAAUGAGGGAAAAUUUCUCGGUUAUGCAGAGUCUAGCCCAAUAUACACGCGUUAAUCCUGACGUGCGUAUCGAAAAAUUAUUGUCGUUCAAUAGACGACUUCGCGAUCAGCCUCAAGUUAUGCAAGAACUCACUCAAUGGAACUUAAACUUAGAUCACAACUUGCUUCAAAUUGAUGCACGUGUCUUACCUCCCGAAAAACUUGUAUUUGGUGGAAAUGCAUUCAUUAUGCCUGAUAAAGGUGAAUGGUCUAGUCACAUGAAAAACAAACGGUGUUACAAUGUUACAGCAUUGAAAGAUUGGAUUUUUAUUGCCCCGGAAUUUCUUAAAAAACGUACAGGUGUAGGCGGUAUUCAGAACUUCGUGGAUGGUAUACUGAAAAUAUCACGUGGAAUAUCAUUCCAUGUAGAACAACCGGAAGUAUUAUGGAUCGGUGAUGAUAGACCAAGCGGGUAUAGUGAAUUCCUUGAAAGAAUUCUAUGCAAACGGAUACCACAGCUGAUAUUUUGCGUAGUAGCGAACAAUCGCAUUGAUCGUUAUUCGGCGAUCAAAAAAAAAUGCUGUGUGGAUCGGCCUGUAGCAUCUCAAGUUUAUUUGCAAAAGAAUUUGUCGCACAGGAAUCUUCAGUCCAUCACUACAAAAGUAGCGAUACAAAUGAAUUGUAAGUUAGGUGGAGCGCCUUGGCGCGUAGACAUUCCACUGGAUGGAUUAAUGGUCAUUGGAUUCGAUGUUUGCCACGAUACAGCAAACCCAAAUAAAGAUUUCGGUGCAAUGGUGGCAUCUUUAGACAAAGAUCUUACAAAAUACUACAGUUCAACCAACUUACAUUCAGACGGCGAUGAAUUAUCUCACAUGUUCUCCUUAAAUAUAUAUAAGGCCGCGAUGGCAUAUCAGGCGCAUAACAGGACUUUGCCCGCACGUAUACUGAUUUAUCGUGACGGCGUUGGCGAAGGUCAAGUGUCGCUAGUUUUGCAGCGGGAAAUCGUGGACUUACGGAAGAAACUUAACGAGCUUUAUGGUGGCGAGAAAUAUAGAAUGUCAUUCAUAAUUGUGACAAAACGUGUUAAUACUCGAUUCUUCUUCAAUAAGCAGAAUCCACCGACGGGUACGGUGGUUGAUGAUGUCGUCACAAGUCCGAUCAAAUACGAUUUCUUUAUUGUGUCACAGCAAGUAAGGAAUGGCACAGUAACACCAACUUUAUAUAGCGUUAUUUAUGAUAAUAUCAAUUUAGAUCCGGACAAGAUGCAACGUCUUACAUAUAAACUAACCCAUAUGUAUUUUAAUUGCACUAACACUGUCCGAGUACCGGCACCUUGCCAUUAUGCUCAUAAGCUGGCGUUUUUAGUGAGUAAAUAUAUUCACCAAUCGCCAGACUCCCAACUGGAAAAGACAUUAUACUUUUUAUAAUUACUUGUAUUUUUUUGUUCCUUUUAGAUGUUUUUGCAAAUUCAUUUAUUUUAUAUAUCUACAAAUUGCAAAAAAUCUUAAGCUUUUCUCGUAAUUUUUGUUUAAUUUUUAUCUCCCACAAUAACAGUAAAACAUGAUUAAUAAUCAUAUUAAAUUGUAUGAUUCUACAAGACAUCAGAUAUUUUGAUAAUUUUUAAGUUUAUUCAUUCUGUUUUGCGCUUUACCCUACAGUUAACAUGUAUCACUUCUCAAGAUCGUAGUAAUGUAAAUCUGUGUCUAAAUCUAUUGAUUUGUACUGAUGAUUUAUAUAACAGGACAAAAUUUCACAAACAUAUAGUUAAAGUUUAUUAUAUGCAUAAGAAAAUUUCUUCGUCGAUAGUGUGCACUGAUAGAAAAAUAUACAUUUGUAUG